GUUUUCGCCGCGCUGGCCUGCCUGAUAUACUUGCAAGCGCAGGUCGAGGCGUCCCCUCGCAUAGAUUGCAUGGAGUAUUUCGCUGGCAGAAAGGCCAUCACGAACGGUUGCAAGCGCCUCAACUACACAGCGUGCAGCUUCGAGAAGGAAGAGUACGAAGCAAUGCAGGACAUCUUGAAGGCGGCGGGCUAUUGCCGCGCCAUCCACAUGACCACGGAGUUGAAGAUGGGCGGGAUGCACUGGCAGGCCCCUGUCUGCAGCACGUGGACGUGGGUCAACAG
This is a messenger RNA of Prorocentrum cordatum, 281 nucleotides long. NCBI's taxonomy places the organism in Eukaryota, Dinophyceae, Prorocentrales, Prorocentraceae. The record is from the annotation of a GenBank genome assembly.